Ascochyta rabiei is the source of this 867-nucleotide messenger RNA. RefSeq lists its product as uncharacterized. NCBI's taxonomy places the organism in Eukaryota, Fungi, Ascomycota, Dothideomycetes, Pleosporales, Didymellaceae. The coding region runs from base 1 to 867 and encodes 288 amino acids. The record is from RefSeq and is a predicted model, not a curated record. The transcript is spliced from 4 exons.
AUGCCAGCAAACUCGCAAGAUGCUCUGCAAAAGAACAAAGAUCCUACCUUAAAUGAAAACAACCUCCCAGAACCGCCUCCCUUUGUUCAUGAUCAAUUCAUCCUCUUUGGAGACUCGAUCACGCAAAGUGAUGGAGAUCCCAUGCUUGGCUUCAGCUGUUGUCAAGCGCUUCAACACGAUUAUUCAAGACGCAUUGAUUUUGUAAAGCGUGGCUUCAGUGGCUACAAUACUGUCAACGCAUUGAGCAUACUACCUAAAAUCUUUCCUAAUCCUGAUCAAGGUCGCGUCCGCCUCGUUAGUAUCUUCUUUGGAGCCAACGACAUCUCCCUGCCAGACACAACAGGCCAACAUGUGCCUCUUCACGUGUUCAAGGAGAAUCUGCGACGCCUUGUCAAACACCCCAAGAUCCAGGUUCACGACAACGUCAAAAUACUGUUGAUCACGCCUCCCCCAAUUGACGAAUGGGGUUUCGAUAGGUGGGACGAACCUGGAAGGUCGGCGCGGACGGCCGUGACAGCACGAGAAUAUGCCGAGGAAGUCAGGAGAGUUGGUGACGAGAUGGGUGUGGCCGUUGUGGAUCUGUGGGGCGCAUGCAUGGAGGAAGCAACCGUGGGGUGGAACGCCCCAUGUCGAACCGAACGCGGGGUCGAUAUUCUGAUGCCCGGCGAUAAGCGCGCGGAGAGAAACGAGGUUCUGGCACGACUGUUACACGACGGCCUACAUCUAAGCGGAGAUGGAUACAAGAUUUUGUACCACGAGUUCAAAAAGACCAUCGUGGAAGCGCAUCCUGAGCUUCGCCCGUCCAAUAUACCGGUAGCGUUGGAGCCUUUCUUCCCGGAGUGGUUCGAGAACAACGCGCCCUGGUAG